This is a messenger RNA of Penicillium lagena, 750 nucleotides long. RefSeq names its product zinc finger protein. Gene Ontology annotation, cellular component: chromosome. Gene Ontology annotation, molecular function: chromatin insulator sequence binding. The transcript is spliced from 2 exons. Lineage: Eukaryota; Fungi; Ascomycota; Eurotiomycetes; Eurotiales; Aspergillaceae. The record is from RefSeq and is a predicted model, not a curated record. Gene Ontology annotation, biological process: regulation of transcription by RNA polymerase II. The coding region runs from base 1 to 750 and encodes 249 amino acids.
AUGCAUGGGUAUUACUCCGACGAUGAGUUCGAGUGCGAGACUUGCAGCCGUGUUUUUUCUUCCCAGCAUGCUGUGAACCAGCACAUGAACGCUCUGGGUCAUCGAGCUCCCAGGUUCGAGUGCGACACGUGCUACUUCAGCUCCUUCUCGCAGUCCGUUGUAAACCAGCACAUGUCGGACGAGGGUCAUUGCGAGCACUACUGCAGGAGUUGCCAGCGACAAUUUCAGAAUGACAACAAUCUGCAGAUGCAUCUCAAAUCGAAGAUCCAUCUUGGCCAAAAUAUCAAGUGCCCCUUCUGCAAGGUCGCCUAUACAACGGCCAGUGGCGUGACGCACCACCUCGAAACGGGCUCUUGCCCUCGCGCCCCCAAAGCUAAUCGUAGAACUCUACGUGAUAUGAUCCGCCAGCGCGAUCCUAAUGGCAUCAUUUCCAACAAACUGCUUGAAUGGCAUCAGGACGAAGAUGCACGAUACGAUAUCACCAAUCGUGCCUACAACGGUAGUGGCUGGGAGUGCUAUCUAUGCCACAGGGAGUUUGUUCAUAGCCGUGCACUGAAUCAGCAUCUCAACUCGCCAGCCCACCAGCAAAAGGCUUACCAUUGCCCCAAUGGCCGAUGCGGGAAGCAGUUUGUUACCCUGGCUGCUCUAUUCAACCAUCUUGAAAGCGAAACUUGCUCUUUCAUGCGCUUUGAGCGAGUCCAGCAGGGCGUGACUAGCGUGCUUCGAGGAGACAGGCUUAUUGCAUUCUAG